CCACAGGAAAAAAUUGCCACCGCAUUAUCAUCAUCAUCAUAUCAUCCAAAAUCUCAUGCCACUCCCACUCUCCCAUUCCAAUAUCUCUCUCACGCCGCCACUGUAUUUUCAGUAACAAAAACAAUUUUCUAAAAAACAAAAACAAAAACAAAAACAAAAAGUAAAAGUAGUGACGCGACCUUUAACAUCACCUUAUAAAAGUCCAUCUCUCUCUUGCUCUUUCUCUCUCUUUUUUCUCAUUUUCCCGAUGACCGCGAAACGAAACGAUUCUGGUUCGAAUUUCUAAGAGAAAGAAGAAGAAGAAGAAGAAAAACGUUUUUUUUUUUUUCUUUUCCGGUAAUGGGAGAGAAGAACGACGUCGUUUUGCGAACUUUCAGGGCGUUGGUGGAAGGCGCGGACCGAAAGUUCGCGAGGGUUCGAGACGUUCCGGCGUACGGUCACGUGACGAGCCAGCAGUACUUCCACAAGGUCUUCAAGGCGUACACGAAGCUCUGGAAGUACCAGCAGGAUCACCGGUCGGAGCUCGUCGACUCCGGUCUCCACCGCUGGGAAAUCGGCGAGAUCGCCAGCCGGAUCGGCCAGCUCUACUUCGGCCAGUACAUGCGGACCAGCGAGGCCAGGUUUCUCGUCGAGGCUUACGUGUUCUACGAGGCGAUUCUCAAUAGGCGCUACUUCGAAGGAUCCAAAGGCUUCGGGAAAGAUCUCGGGGUUAGGUUCAAGGAACUGAGGUUUUACGCCAGGUUCUUGCUCGUUUCGUUGAUUUUGAACCGGACCGAGAUGGUUAAGGGCCUCACGGACUUGUUCAAGGCUCUCGUCGAUGAGAGCAAAGCUUGUUUCCGGGAAACAAACUUUAAAGAAUGGAGGCAAGUGGUGCAAGAAAUUGUCCGCUUUAUGAAAGUUGAUACGGCCUUUAUGAAUGUCAGGCCUUUGCGUUAUUGUGCCAUGUUUGAUUCCCAUCAAGCUUCUCUUCCGUAUGUGGCUCGCUUCCAUGCAAAGAAAGUUCUAAAGUUUCGAGAUGCACUGCUGACAAGCUACCACCGGAAUGAGGUCAAAUUUGCAGAACUUACUUUGGACACUUUUAGAAUGCUGCAAUGUUUGGAGUGGGAGCCAAGUGGGUCUUUCUAUCAAAAGCAGCUAGUUGAAUCAAAUGGGAACUGCGUUUCAACUGAUCAUUCUGGAGCUUCUGGAUUGAUUGAUAUAAAUUUGGCUGCGGACAUGACUGAUCCAACCUUACCACCAAAUCCAAGGAAAGCUAUUCUCUAUCGUCCAUCUGUAACACAUUUGAUAGCGGUUAUGGCUACAAUUUGUGAGGAGCUCCCUCCAGAUAGUGUUAUGCUAGUAUAUCUAUCAGCCUCAGGGAAUGCUGGUCAUAGUAAUAAUGUUAGUCAGAUGGAAGGAUUUCAGAAAUCUUCAAAAUACAAAGUUUCUUCUCAGUUCUCACAAGAGCAGAGUAGUUCUAUGUCUGAAUCUAGUUCUAAUGAUAGGGGAGAGUCAACUGGCUAUUAUGAUAGUUAUCUGUGGUUUGGUUCAAGAGGAAACAGUGUUUCAAAUAAUCUUUACCCUGGUGAUAUAAUUCCUUUUACCCGAAGACCUCUUUUCUUGAUUAUUGAUAGUGACAACAGCCAUGCAUUCAAGGUUUUACAUGGUGCAGAGAGGGGAGAGGCAGCUGCUCUACUCCUUUCACCUAUGAGGCCAGCAUUCAAGAAUUUAUCUGAUGUUGAUAUAUCAAAAAAUGGAAGUCAGUUUACCUUUUUCUUGACCGCUCCCCUACCAGCAUUUUGCCAAAUGGUUGGCCUCCACUCUUCUGAUAUUAACGCUGAUGUUUACAAUGAUGCUGAAAACAUACUCUCCACUGCGUUCUCUGAGUGGGAGGUAAUACUUUGUACAUCCACUAGCGUGAAUAUAGUUUGGGCACAAGUUUUAAAUGAUCCGUUUAUUAGGCGGCUAAUUCUAAGAUUCAUAUUCUGCCGAUCGGUGCUUUCAUUCUUCUGCCUUCCAGAAGAUAGUGAUCAAUAUGUACCCGUUUGCCUACCCCAUCUACCUAGUUCUAUCUCACCAAAAUCUGAAGUUGUGCGGUCUUCUGUCCUCCGGCUUGCAAAGCACUUCAGCGUUGCUGACUGUUUUCACUUCAAUGACACGUAAUCAGGACCAAAGACGUUGAAACAAGCUUGUAAAGUUAUGUUACAGCCCUCUGGCGCUUUAAUAGUUUCUGCAAUUUAAUGGGACAGUGAGAAUUAGAAUCAUACCAGGGGCUUUUCAGGGGAGUUCAGGGGGAAUAUAAUUGGUUAGUGAGGCUUCAGCUGCCAAUUUGGAGAUUAUAUGUCCGAGCGUGGUUGCUUCCGCUUGUUUUAUUGCCUGUGUGCAACCCGCAGCUUCAUCAGUCUGGUGGUUUGCUGACAUUGGUUGGAUGGGUGUUUGAUUAUUUGUAGGGUGUGCUUGAGCAUUGCGGGUUAAUUGAUAGAGUUUCCAUUUUAGUGCUAAUUGUUUAUACCAUUGUAAAAGAAAAUCAGGUAGUCAAAAUGAUAUAAAUUCCACCUUUUUUUUUGGUUGAA
This is a messenger RNA of Quercus lobata, 2552 nucleotides long. RefSeq names its product signal transducer, putative (DUF3550/UPF0682). Bases 340 to 2142 code for a protein of 600 amino acids. Gene Ontology annotation, molecular function: transcription corepressor activity. Lineage: Eukaryota; Viridiplantae; Streptophyta; Magnoliopsida; Fagales; Fagaceae. The transcript is spliced from 9 exons. Gene Ontology annotation, biological process: DNA-templated transcription. The record is from RefSeq and is a predicted model, not a curated record.